AUGAAAAUGCCUAGGUUUUUUACUGAGGAGGUGAAGGUAAUGGGAUGGUCAUUUAGGUACAGUAUAGGUAUUUAUGUAUGUAUAUAUAUAUAUAUAUACGAUUGGAAUGUUUGACCUCUCUUUACCUUUAGGUAUUCUAAGG
This is a messenger RNA of Nezara viridula (southern green stink bug), 142 nucleotides long. NCBI's taxonomy places the organism in Eukaryota, Metazoa, Arthropoda, Insecta, Hemiptera, Pentatomidae. The record is from the annotation of a GenBank genome assembly.